Messenger RNA from Conger conger (European conger), 4491 nucleotides. RefSeq names its product WD repeat-containing protein on Y chromosome-like. The record is from RefSeq and is a predicted model, not a curated record. The transcript is spliced from 27 exons. Gene Ontology annotation, molecular function: protein binding. NCBI's taxonomy places the organism in Eukaryota, Metazoa, Chordata, Actinopteri, Anguilliformes, Congridae. Bases 932 to 4345 code for a protein of 1137 amino acids.
GCGGCCCGUGGCACGUGCGCUGAUGACGUUUGCAGAAAGAGGAGCUCUGCUCGUUCCAGCGGAGGAGGGCUGCGGCUUCUUCUCAGCCAAACGCAGCCUUGGAAGUUCCCCUCCCUGGUUCUCCUUUCCCUCGUCAGGCUGCAAGGCACAACGACAUGACAUCACUGCACAGCACGGGCUAAAAUUACAGGUUACAACAGUCACUGGGAUAAUUUCAUCGAAACGUCUUUAACUGAAAAAGACAUGUUAAACAUAAAUACAAGGUUCCAUACAAUGUGUGGUAUAUGAACAGAGUAGUAUGGUAUACUACAGGCUAAUGGUGACCUCACAUGUUUUGCGCCCGGUGCAGAAACUUGACUAUCAAACAAAACCAAAGUAAAUCUGUACUUGCAUUACAGGUUUUUGAACAUCUGCCCUCUGGCUUUCUGUGCUUAAUGGAGUCAUCUCGCAGGAGUAUUGUCCAGAAUUGUAAUUGUUCCGACAAAAUAUUCCUUGAGAGGUUCCUAACAUCAGUCCAUCAUGGAAAGCACUCCUGGGGAUAACAGCUAUGGGAACGUUGUCAAGAAGACACCAGAUCGAGGGUUAAACCCUGACAGAGACAAACAGAAAAAUAACGCAGAGCAGGUAAAGUACGGAUAGGACAGACAGUAUCGAUCGUGAUCCGUACGGCACGAACGGCGGUGGAAAUGAAACUGAGGGUGCAAGUGAUGGUUUAAACCCUGUGUUUCCUCCGGGCAGCAAACCACUUGCCCCGAGUUGGUGAAGAACAGUGGGCUUGCGGAGCAGGCGGAGGACGGGGGGGAAUGCCCCAUCGAGGCCAAGAACAAGGACAAACACCGGAGACUCCUUGAAGCGGUGUUCCGUGAUCCGACUUUUAAAGUUAAAGGAAGUCAGUGCUGGCUUCCCAGGCCCUUCCCCAGCACGAUUGUUUAUGCAUGUUUUCCUUUCACUAUCUGGAAGUGUAAACAUUGAACUACUUUUUCUUCUCUCUUCCUCUCUCUUCCUCUCUUUCACUCACCCACCCCCCCUCCCUCUGCUUCCUGCACCCCUUGCAGGCUUAAAUAUGGCGAGGUUUCGAGAGGUUAUGAGAAAUCUCGGGGUCAACACAAGCGAUGAGGAUCUUAACGUUAUGUUCAUGAAGGUGGACGCCAGCUGUGUUGGCAAAGUAUUUUGGGAGGAGAUCAAGAUGUACUUGCUGCUGGAGAAUGAAGCAAGAGACUCCAUGCAUAAGUCCCUCAGGCGCUGCUAUUUUCCAGAACAUAUAAAGAUCCUGCGAGAGUCUAUGCAAAGGUCCAACAGCAAGGCCAUUGUCGGGCUGCAGUUCUACUCCUUCAAGCACCCUCAGCCUCAGGAGGACCAGGCGGCCGCGGGCGGGUGGGCCGACGAAAUGUGCAAGAACCGCAUCGAGCCGGGCCAGUACAUGUCCAUCACACAGGACGGCAAACUCAGCUACUGGACGGAGAACCUCAAGCAUAUGUACACUUUGCUGCUUGAUGAUCUGAAGCAAGCCCAUGCCGUCAUGUACCAGAAGAUCUGGGUGACGCACAUGAUCUGCAUGAGAAACAUUGACUUGUUAGCCAUCUCCUCCACCAGCAACCAUUUAGAAUUCUAUGACAUCAGCGCCAGGAAGUGUACCAUUGCAUUCACUCUGACGGGGGUGGAGCCUGUGACCGUCAUGGAUUACUGGUCUAACGGUAAAAGAGCCGUGUUCUCCGUGGGAGACACGAGUGGAGGCGUGACCGUCUUCACGUCCUGCGACGUGGGGAAGAACGGCAUCUUCAACCGACGGACCUCCAAGACCGGGAGCAACUGUCACAUAUCUAUGGCAGGCUUGCUGAAAAACAAAUCCGACAAUCACUUCUGUUUCAAAGUAGCUAUCCUUGGAGGUACCUGCCAGCAAAUCCGUUUCCUCGCAAACCUAAACAUCGUUGCUUCCUGUGCCGCCUUCGACAAAACAGCAAUGGUGCUGACCAGGGUCCCAGACUCACACAAGAGUGAAAUCCACCACUCCAUCUUUAAGCUGCCAAAGGGAAUAAUGUGCUUUGAUUACUCUCCAGAGCUGAACAUUCUGGUGACAGGGGGAUCUGACAGGAUGGUUAGGGUUUGGAACCCCUAUGUGACAAAAAGGGCUUGCUCUCGAAUGGAGGGUCACUUGUCUGUCAUCACAGACAUCGUAGUCAAUGGCAGGGACAAGAAGGUCAUUAGCAUCUCCAGAGACAAGAACCUGCGCAUCUGGGACCUGCACGAUUACACCUGCCUCCAGAAGAUCCGCCCGAGCGAGAUCCCCAUGGGCAGGCCCCCCAUCACCGCUCUCCACUACACCCGCGACACCAACACCCUGGUCAUCGCCACCAGCCUGAUGGGCGUUCUGCAGGGAGAGAUGGAAGACCUGAACGCCCGUCUGAAGGAGAGUACACACAAGGACCCCGUGUGCACGGCUCUCUAUAACACUCACUUCAAACAGGUGGUGAGCGGGUGUUACAGUGGGGUGGUGUGCGUGUGGGACAUCCUGACGGGCGAUAAGGCCAUGGAGUUCCUCACGUCCCCCGGCCGGGACACGGAGAUGACCGUGAUGGCGUUCGACGGGCCCCAGCGGCGCCUCCUCACGGGCGCCAGCGACGGCGCGGUGCGCCUCUGGAACUUCAACAACGGCGUGCUGCUCCUCAAACUCCCCGUGCUGGACAAAAACGAGGUGACAGGGAUUCUCAAUUUCAACAACAAGAUCUACAUAUCGGGCUGGAGCAAGCGCAUCAUUUGCUACAAGAACGUCCAGACGGAUGUGAAGAUGGAGCACAGCGUGUGGAUGCGCUAUCACACAGAGGACAUAUAUUCCAUACAUGCCUACGGCAACAAGAUGGUGGUGACGGCCUCGUACAACGGCGACAUCAUCGUGUGGAACACCAGCACAGAAGACCCCCUGUGCUGGUUCAACGCCAGCCAGGGCCCCCGACCCCUGCUCCUGGAGACUUUAAAGGAGAAAGCUACUGAGCAGAAUCGGGGGACCCCCAAACAGCCUGCUCCCGACCAGGAAAGAGCUACUCAGCAGGGACGGGGGACCCCAAGGAGCUCUGGCUCCAGGCCCGGCAGCAGUCAGUCAGAGCUGAUGCAGGAUGAGGAUGUGGAUGCUGAGGAGAGCGAAGGAGGCCAAGGAGACGAAGAGGAGGCCAUGCCCAAUCUCCUCAGUCCCGAGGAGCUAGCCAAACCCUCCAUGGCUGUGGAAAAGGCCCUGUUUCUAGGCACCCGCACCCCCAGCCAAGACACCGCGGUCCUGCUGACCUGCACGGUGGACGGCUACGUGUGCGCGUGGUCCAUCUGCGACCAGGGCGGGCUGCUGGGGAGGUUUAGACCCACCCAAGGCGAGGACACCACCAUCACCGCCAUGUCCACUGAUCCCAGCGACCAGAUCCUCCUCACUGGGGACAGCCACGGCUUCAUCACGCUCUGGGACAUCAAGGACUACUGCUGCUGCAUGGCUGGCGGGAUGGAGGUGACCAAGGAGCCAGGGGAUGCGCCCGGCCUCUCCACCAAUGACAGCCAGGAGGAGGGGCUUAAGAUGAUGAUGAAUGUGAUGAUGGAGGACCAGAAGACAGAGGUGUGGGACGGGUUGAGGAUCUCUGUCACGCCCCCAAAGCAGCUGAGCUCCUGGCAGUGCCACCUGAGGAGGGUCAUCCACGUGGGCUACGUAGAGGGCCUGGACCUCCUCAUCACAGCCGGCCUGGACUGCAACGUGCGCCUGUGGACCGUCGCCGGCAGCUACAUAGGCACGUACGGGCAGGUGCGGUGGCGCGUGGAAGACCCCAGCACCUUCCCCAAGGAGCUGCCUGCAGACCUGAAGAGGCUGGGAGCCCCCCAGGCCAAGGACCUGGACGAGGAGGCCAAUCCAGAGGAGGCUGAGGAAGGAGCUCCAGCUGCGGCUCCCGUUCCUGCUGCCCCCGCAGCAGCGCCGCAAGGCCAGCCCGGCGACGACCACGACCUCACGUCCACGGACGUGCUGCCGGACCUGUGCGUCACCCAGUACUGCAGCAAGAAGGUGGAGGAGACCUGGAGAGAGUGGCAGGAGAAGGGCAAGGUAAGCAAAAUUCUGGGUCAAGCUUACAAGCCGAAAGUGACGCAACUCGGACUCUCUGGCCACCUGGACCUCCCCACAUCCAGCAGCUGCCACGAAGUGACGAGGAUUAGCAAGUUCCUCCCCUGCUCCCCCCUGCUGCCUGUUCCGGUGGUCACCAUGCCCGACACUCUGAAGAAGCAGCACAAGACCCAGGAGGAAGAUGCCCACAGCAAGCAGAAGUGUCGGAAGAAACCCUGCCCCACCAAGCAACAGCCCAAGGACAACAGCCAUGCUUAGAGCUCUCACUCACUACUGACAGCCAUGCUUAGAGCCCUCACUCACUACUGACAGCCACGCUUAGAGCCCUCACUCACUACUGACAGCCAUGCUUAGAGCCCUCACUCACUACUGACAGCCACGCUUAGAGCCCUCACUCACUCACU